This is a messenger RNA of Python bivittatus (Burmese python), 561 nucleotides long. The record is from RefSeq and is a predicted model, not a curated record. NCBI's taxonomy places the organism in Eukaryota, Metazoa, Chordata, Lepidosauria, Squamata, Pythonidae.
AUGAAGAAGAGAUUAUUGGAGAGAGUGUCUCCGGCGCCCUUUACGGUGCGCACGCUGGAGAAAGAGAAGACCGUCGGUGCUUCCUUCCUGCCGCCUUUUGGAGCCGCCGAUAUGAGCAUGUUUCCCGCGGCCGGAUUCGGUACCGCUCUCCGACUGUUACUGCGGCAGCAUCAGUCACAAGCCUGUGCUGUCCGGAUGCUGAAGACCACAUGCUCAAAAUGUAGUGAAGUCUUGGCAAGCCCCCGUAUGGAUGAUGCCCCCAAAGAAUAUUCACCCAAGAUUCAGCAGCUAGUUCAGGACAUUGCUAGUCUGACUUUGCUGGAGAUCUCUGACCUCAACGAGUUGCUAAAGAAAACUCUCAAGAUCCAAGAUAUGGGACUUAUGCCAAUGGCUGGGAUGAUGCCAGCAAUACAGUCAGCAGCAGCGGCAGAAGAAGAAGAAGUUGUUGAAAAAGUAGAAAAGCUCAAUUUCACAGUGCGGUUGACUGGGUUUAAAGCUGAAGACAAAGUGAAAGUUAUCAAGGAAGUCAAGAACCAUAUGGAGAACAUAAACCUUGUCCAG